Molecule: messenger RNA, 786 nt
Organism: Parnassius apollo (apollo)
Lineage: Eukaryota; Metazoa; Arthropoda; Insecta; Lepidoptera; Papilionidae
Source: the annotation of a GenBank genome assembly
AUGAGAAAAGGCGCUUAUCGAGAAAGUGGGCCCAUAGCAUUGUCUCAACUUGAUAAUACGAUCAUGACAAAUCAGAGCGAGCAGUCCGAUGUUGAAGCGUCAUCUCCGAGAGAUCUUAAUUUAAACUAUAGAAACAUAAAUUAUAUGGAGGGUAGUGCGUUUGGAAGUUACAAAGCACAUCCCUCGAGCGGGAUAGGCGCACGCAGCGCGGUACAGGGUAGCGGUGCUGGCGCGGGCGGUGAGAGUGAUGAGUCACCGCAAACGGCGAGCGCGCCGAGCGCUCCGAGCGCGCAGCCAAGCUGCGAGGCAGCGCCGAGCCGGACAGCGGUGCCAGCUGCGGGGCCAGCCCGUGUGUUAUCUUUCGCCGAGGUGACUAAAACAGUGCAGCGUCGGAAACCUAAAACGAGGUCAUAUCGUUAUUUGGGCGCCGCGGGUGUUUCUAAUGACGAGAAUUGUAAUUUUAAAGCAGCGGACAGAAAAGUACCAAUUUUUAUUACUAUUGUGCAUAAGGAGACGACGGAGACGGAUAUUGUGGAAUAUGUUUACAAUAAGACGCAAGAAAAUAUUAAACUGGAAAGGAUAUCUUUUUUGAGAGGUAACAAGGACUAUAACGCGUUCAAAUUUUUUGUUCCUGAGCGGAAAAUAAAAAUAUUUUUAGAUGCAACACUUUGGCUGGAGGGCGUUAUAUUCAGGCGAUUCGUUAACUUCAGACGAAAUAAUAGCAGUGGCACAAACGGUGUAGUAAUGAAUACCGUGAACGGCCCUAUCCCUGCUGUAAAUGGAUAA